GGCUUAAGUUCAUGGUUGAAAUCGUAUGAUUUGUAUGAUGUCUAUACAUAGUGAUACAAGAAUAAUGUCUAUAAAAAGCAAAAAAAUAUAUUUUUAGGAAUAAACUUUUUAUUUUGAUAUUUUGGGAAUGAAGACAUUUCGAUCUCUUGAGAGUUUCAAUUGCAAUCACUGCAUUUCAGAUGCAAAAUAUAAUCAACUUUUAUGAUACUCUUAUUGUUUGAUGAAAAAUGCAAUGUAAAAUUGAUGAUCUACCUGAUGAAUUAUUGGAAUACAUUCUGAGCUUAAUACCACCUUAUAAAGAUCUCCAAGAGUGCAAAUUUGUUUGUAAAAGAUGGUACCGUGUCACCAAAAAUGUAAUGGAACACAAUGAAGCACAUUUUCAAAAGUCUGUUGCUUUUGGAUCUUUACUAUGGAAUUCAUUGCCAUCUACUCAUUGGGCACUCACCAUUGGAAAGAGACAUUCACAUUCCGCAUGUAUAUAUAAUAAUUCUAUGUAUGUAUUUGGUGGUUGCACAGCUACAUGGACAACAUUCAAUGAUUUGUGGCAGUUAGAUUUAGGCACAAGAACUUGGGUUAGACCAAUCACUAUGGGCAACUAUCCAUCACCUAAAGCUUGUGCCACUAUGCUCUAUUAUAACAAAAGUUUAAUUUUAUUUGGAGGCUGGUCUCAUCCAUCACCAUAUCCUUUACAUCAGCAAUGGAAAUUAUUUAAUGAAUUACAUGUAUACUCUAUAGAAUCAAAUAAAUGGACUGCUAUAAAUACAUUAGAAACUCCACCGCCAACAUCUGCACAUUCUGCAACAAUACAUGGGAACUUAAUGGUCGUCUUUGGUGGAGUUUGUAAUGGAUACAGUUCUAAUGAUAUAUGGUGCUUAAAUUUGGAUUUGUAUUAUUGGCAUAAACAAACUACAUCAAAUUUGAAACCUCAACCACGUUAUGGUCAAUCACAAAUUGAACUUGGGGAAAAACAUCUACUUGUACUUGGAGGUUGUACAGGACCAAAUGCUGCUAUGAAUGAUGCUUGGUUGUUGACAAUGGAAGGUACAUCUUGGACAUGGAAAAAAGUUAAUAUGCACAAUACAGAAUGGGCACCAACACGUAUUUGGUGUCAUCAAGCUUGUAAGGUGGGGAAUUAUAUUAUUGUACUUAGUAAAAAUAGAUGUCAAACCAAACCAAGUGAUAUGAGUAUUUCAUUAAGAAAGGUUGCUUGUCAAAGAAGUACUUCACCACGUUUGUGCGAGUCGAAUCUUUUGCAUGAAAGGCAAGAAAAUUUGUCUGCCAUAGAUAGAGAUGAAAAUAUAAAUGGACGACAUGGAGCAUUCUCUAGGUCACAUUCACAAAAUGCACAUACUACAUCGCAUACAGCCAGUAUUUCAAAAACGAUACCAUUUUACAGUGAUAAUACUCUAAGCAUGGCCGCAUUCCGCGAUCAACCUUUGCGUAAUAAUUCAAAUACAGAUAGACAACGUCAAUUGGAAUCAUUAAGAAGAAUGGAAGAGAAAAUUCGCAAUAAGAAAGUACAACCACUGAAAAUAUUUAAAAAAGCCGAAAGCACGUUAUCUAUAUUUGUGUUGGAUAUUACUAAUGUUCUUUCCGACGAUUGCAAUGCGUCGUGGAUCCCUUUAAAACAGGAUGAUCAUUCAGGACCUGAUGAGAGAAUUUUGUAUUCCCUUGUAGUUGGAAAAGGAGAAUUAAUAGUUUUUGGAGGUAUUCGUAAAGAGCAUUCAACAUUAGGUCACACUGAUGUAGAUGAUUCUGUAGUAUAUAAUGAUCUCCAUUUUAUAAAUCCGCCACGAUAUGUUAUUUAAUAUUAAAAAAUAAUUAAUAAUACAGAACCCCCUCUAUUCUGGAAUCAUUUAAAUUCAAUUUUUCUUUUAUUAUUCUCAAUUCCUAUUAUAUUUUAAUGGCACAUGUGCAUAAUAGUUAUGCACUUUGUUUUUGUUUUUUUUUUUUAUAUUUGUUUUUUCAUUUCAUAUAUGAUUACAUAACAUUUAGUUGGUAGCUGUUGGCAUUUUGUUGGCACUUUGUUGGUAGAUAAAAUGUAAUGAAUACUUUAUCAAGUCGUGUAAAAUAGUCGAUUAUUAUUAACAUAUCUAAAUACGGUAUUAAUAAGUUAACGUUUUUAAUAAUAAGAAGAAAGAAUAAUAAUAAGAAAUGUAUUAACAUAUAAUUAUGAUGUAUUAUUAAGACUACAUUUAAACAAUUAAAUCUAUGCAAAAAUCAAUGAAAAUUGUUAUAAUAGUAAAAGAAUUGAAAGUCAUUAAACUAAUAACUUUAAUUUGUAAAAUUAAAUAAAGAAUCAAAUUAUUUUAAAAAUCA
Messenger RNA from Cataglyphis hispanica, 2319 nucleotides. RefSeq names its product F-box only protein 42-like (gene Fbxo42). The transcript has 8 exons. The coding region runs from base 228 to 1808 and encodes 526 amino acids. Gene Ontology annotation, molecular function: protein binding. NCBI's taxonomy places the organism in Eukaryota, Metazoa, Arthropoda, Insecta, Hymenoptera, Formicidae. The record is from RefSeq and is a predicted model, not a curated record.